UAUAAUUUCAUUUAACGUUUCAAAUCACCUGAUGUUCUCAUUGAAUUCAUGUAAGAAAUGAGAUUGUUUUGCUGAGAAAAUAAUAAAUGAUAAAAAUUGCACCUAAAUCUGUAAAUGAUCUUAAAUUACAAAUAAUAGGCCUACAUCUUAAAAAAAGUAUGCCUAGGUCUAAAACUGUAAAUAGUUUUAAUCAUGUAAUAUAAGCCAGGAUAUCAGUAUGAGUGAAAAAACCCACCUCUUUUGGUACAGUAUGAAAGGCAUUACAGUAUAAUAAUUAAAAAAAAAAACUAAUAAAACUAGGUUAAUACUUUGUCAGAUAUGAAACACAGUGGGCGGCACCUUCUGCAAUUCACUUGCAACCAGUGUCAUGUGACCACUAUAUACAGCCAAUAGGGCGCAGCCUGGUCCCCCUACAUGUUAAAUGUCAGAUUUGCUAUAAACUUUAAACUCUUAGUCUGGCCCGCCAAAAUGGGCGAGCAUAAUCUUCUUAAUCCCGGGUUUGUUGGACAAUUCGUUAACAUUCAUACAAGAGAUGCAUGUUAUCUCUCCAAUGUUCGUGCGUCGGGGGGACCGCUAGCGGGUUUAGGACAUACCCUCCGCUUCUCAGGAAGGGACAAUGUCUGCUCUUUGCCUUGGAACCCAACGAAACCAUGCACUGGAUACCCACAAUCUUAUGUUAGCGGCCCCGUUUCCAUAAACACCACAUACAAUCAAUCAUGCGACAUUCCUCUGCAGGAAGACAACAAAUGUUUUUAUAGUGAGAGUGCACGCGCCACCAGCGGUGGUGGUGACAAUAACAGCACCAAUCUUAAAUCAAACGAGAAAGCACGGGAAAACUCAUCAGUAUCCACUUCUGCAGAGAACGGACUGAAGAAUGUGAACGGAGUGGACAACAGAGGAAGUUAUUCCAAAUAUGACUACUUAACAACUGCCGAAUAUUUAACCCCAAAUCCUCCAUCGUUUCGGUCACUUGAAUCAGAUUCUGGUUCUUCAAUCCUUAACGAGGGGGCCAAGACCCCAUCAGACAUCACGCAUUCACUAACAUCCCCUGACAUCCACGCAAGUGUUACCGCCCUGAACGGAGGUGCGCUGUGGUACCCAAUUCUCACACGCACCCGAAAGAAGCGUAAACCCUAUUCAAAACUUCAACUGAACGAAUUAGAGGGUGAGUUUAUCCUCAAUGAGUUCAUCACUAGACAGCGGAGGAGGGAACUGUCUGACCAGCUAAAUCUCACGGACCAACAGGUGAAAAUCUGGUUCCAGAAUCGUCGCAUGAAGAAGAAAAGGCUCUUGAUGCGGGAACAGGCAUUGUAUUACUUUUAG
Ctenopharyngodon idella (grass carp) is the source of this 1323-nucleotide messenger RNA. RefSeq names its product homeobox C12b (gene hoxc12b). Lineage: Eukaryota; Metazoa; Chordata; Actinopteri; Cypriniformes; Xenocyprididae. The coding region runs from base 415 to 1323 and encodes 302 amino acids. The transcript has 2 exons. The record is from RefSeq and is a predicted model, not a curated record. Gene Ontology annotation, biological process: regulation of DNA-templated transcription. Gene Ontology annotation, molecular function: DNA-binding transcription factor activity, RNA polymerase II-specific; sequence-specific double-stranded DNA binding.